AUGACAAGAAGUUCUGAAGGAAUUCGAGAAUUUAAAGACGCCGACUUGCGCAGCGCGGAUGGCGUGUUUUGGCUGUUGGCGGUGCCCAGCUGCAUUCCUCGCUUCCACUUACAGCGUGCCUUCUUUCAGGCCUGGCUGAAUGAGAAGUUUGCACCGGAGCUGCUGGAGAGCAAACCGGAGAUCAUCGAGUGUGUUGUGGAGCAGCUGGACCAUAUGGAGGCAAACCUGAAACGGGCAAAGAGAGGGGACUUGAAGGUCAGCGUUCACCGCAUGGAGAUUGAAAGGAUCCGCUAUGUGCUCAGCAGCUACUUGCGAUGUAGGCUCGUGAAGAUAGAGAAGUUUUUCCCCCAUGUCCUGGAGAAAGAGAAGUCUCGAGCCGAAGGGGAGCCUUCCAUCCUAUCACCAGAAGAGUUUGCCUUUGCUAAAGAGUACAUGGCAAACACAGAGACUUACCUGAAAAACACUGCCCUAAAACACAUGCCGCCCAACCUGCAGAAAGUGUCUCUCUUAAAAUCAGUUCCAAAGCCCAACCUGGACUCCUUCGUGUUCCUGAGGGUGUUGGAGCGUCAGGAGAACAUCCUGGUCGAGCCAGAGACAGAUGAGCAGAGAGAGUACACCAUCGACCUGGAGGAGGGCUCGCAGCAUCUCCCCCGCCCGCGCCGUCCCGGGGCCAGCAGGUGGCGCUGGGCCGAUGUGGUGGAGCUCGCCGUGGGGCCACCCCGCUGUAUGGAUGAGGAGACCCAGCAGUCCAUCACCUUAAUCUGUGCCUCUGGAAGAGAAUGUGCAGAGCGGGAGCAGCUUUUCCAGCUUCCAUGGGGUCUGCUGUAA
Molecule: messenger RNA, 828 nt
Organism: Egretta garzetta (little egret)
Lineage: Eukaryota; Metazoa; Chordata; Aves; Pelecaniformes; Ardeidae
Gene: GINS4
Product: GINS complex subunit 4
Exons: 9
Coding region: 1-828 (275 amino acids)
Biological process (GO): double-strand break repair via break-induced replication; DNA-templated DNA replication
Cellular component (GO): GINS complex
Source: RefSeq, a predicted model, not a curated record